AUGUUAGACCUUGACCCGCGAUCCACUUGCAGCUGCCCGGUCUCGCACCCAGACAAUGGGACAAUAUCUCUACGAGUUAAUCACGGCAUCGAAGCAUCACAACGACAUAACACGGCAGUCUAUAGUGGAACCCCCAAGGACAGCGAAGACGCGAACGGCCUAGAAAAACAUGGAGGACUCCGGAGAAGGAAACGCGCAGCACCGGACAGAUCUGGAGUCAAGGAGCUGGCUAAAGAUCGAGUUGCAUGG
Molecule: messenger RNA, 249 nt
Organism: Nezara viridula (southern green stink bug)
Lineage: Eukaryota; Metazoa; Arthropoda; Insecta; Hemiptera; Pentatomidae
Source: the annotation of a GenBank genome assembly